Fonsecaea pedrosoi CBS 271.37 is the source of this 1359-nucleotide messenger RNA. RefSeq lists its product as uncharacterized. The transcript has 6 exons. Lineage: Eukaryota; Fungi; Ascomycota; Eurotiomycetes; Chaetothyriales; Herpotrichiellaceae. The record is from RefSeq and is a predicted model, not a curated record. Gene Ontology annotation, molecular function: iron ion binding; oxidoreductase activity, acting on paired donors, with incorporation or reduction of molecular oxygen; heme binding. Bases 1 to 1359 code for a protein of 452 amino acids.
AUGAUCAUAAUGGUGGACACACCAAUCUGGUCCAAACCUUACCUCUGGGCGGCGGUGGUCGUCGUCGUUCUCGCCAUCUAUCGUCUCUUGCAGGUCGGCAAACGCGACCCUCGAAUGCCCCCAGGUCCGCCUACGGUUCCAAUUCUAGGAAAUGCUCACCAAAUUCCUCGCACCGGCCUCUACAAGCAGUUUCGAGAGUGGGCCAAGGAAUACGGGCCAAUCUUCAGUCUCAAACUUGGACCUUCGAAUGUCGUUGUUCUGUGCGAUCGAAAGGCGAUCCAUAAGCUUCUCGUCGAGAAAGGCGCCAUUUACUCGGAUCGUCCAGAGACUUAUGUUGGCCAGCUUCUGACCAAGGGUGAUCACCUGGCGGUCUCGCAGAUGGAUCCUCUCUGGAGAGAAAAGAGAAAGGUCAUCGCGCACAACUUCUCACCUAAGCCAUUGGACGAGAAGCAUUUCCGAGUUCAGGAGGCAGAGGCUACGAUCCUCAUGAACAACCUCUUGACAACCCCUGAAGACUUCUACAGGCAGAUCAGGAGAUACACGGCAUCUGUAGUGAGCUCAAUCACGUAUGGGUAUCGUGGCGAAACUCCGGACUCAUUCUGGGCCAAAGGCGUCUAUGAUGUGAUGGACAAGUGGACGGCUGCUAUGGAACCCGGGGCUAACCCUCCAGUGGAUGAAUUCAAAUUUCUCCGGUAUAUACCCAUGUCGAUGGCAUUCUGGAAACGUCGGGCUGUCGAGGCUGGUUCUGUGAUGGAUAGUGUUUGGGGAGAGGCACGCCGCCGGAUCGACGAGAGACGGGCUAAGGGCGAACGACGAAAUUGUAUCAUCGACACUCUGCUGGACGAGUACGAAAAGAAGGGAAUGCCAUUCUCCAAGCAUGGCUUCGACAACCUGAUGGGUGAGCUAGUCGAAGGCGGUGCAGAUACAACUGCAGCUCAGCUUCUUACCUUGAUCCUCGCUUUUGGUCUCUACCCGGAAGUCCAGCAGAAGGCACGAAGAGAAAUUGAUGCUGUUUGUGGCACUGAGAGAGCUCCCCUCUGGUCCGACUUUGACCGACUACCAUAUAUCAACUGCAUUGUGAAGGAAGGCAUGAGAUGGCGCCCAGUGGCUGUCUCAGCACUACCUCACAGGGCACGGGAAGACGAUGUUUAUGAGGGAAUGUUGAUCCCCAAGGAUUCAACCGUCUUCCUCCCCACAUGGGCCAUCCAUCACUCUCCCGAAAUCUACCCUGAUCCGGAAACCUUUAACCCAGAUAGAUAUCUCCAUCACCACAAGCUAGCUAGCGACUAUGCUGGAAGUCCUGACUGGGCAAACCGAGAUAAGUUCAUCUCUCCCUGCGCAACGACCUUAAGAGGCUAA